Phodopus roborovskii (desert hamster) is the source of this 1308-nucleotide messenger RNA. Its product is annotated as melanoma inhibitory activity protein 2-like. The transcript is spliced from 14 exons. NCBI's taxonomy places the organism in Eukaryota, Metazoa, Chordata, Mammalia, Rodentia, Cricetidae. Gene Ontology annotation, biological process: protein secretion; endoplasmic reticulum to Golgi vesicle-mediated transport; vesicle cargo loading. Gene Ontology annotation, cellular component: endoplasmic reticulum membrane; endoplasmic reticulum exit site. The record is from RefSeq and is a predicted model, not a curated record.
GUGCCUCGUACUGCCACCGUGGUGUGCCCAUGGAGGAUUUUUGAGCUGCUGCCAGUUCUAAUUAUCUUCAUGUUCUGUGAAUUUAAAGUUGUGGCAGCAGUGCCUGAAGAUAUGACAACAAGCUUUGAUCCUAGUGAGCCAUCAUUAGAAUCGCUGAUAUGUGUGGUUGCCAUUGGACUGCUUACCAUUUUCUUAUUUCUUUGGAGAGGAUACCGAUCAAUUCAAAGCCGACUUUAUUUGAGUAAAGAGAAUAGACUGGCUGUGGAACUUGCAAUGGAAAUCAAAAAGAAAUGUGAUCUAAUUGACAAAGUGUGCCUUGCUCAAAAGGAGUGUGAAGGCUUAGAGUCAUCCUUAAAGGAGGCCAACUUUGACAAGGCAUCAACAGAAGUACAGAGUUUGAAGGUAAAAAAAAACUUUCUAUUUUAGGCAACUUAUAAAAAUCUAGAAAGAGAUAAAUCUAAACUUGAAGAAGAAAUAUUACUUAUAGAGAAGAAACUAGAAGAAGAGAGAGCUAAACAUCAUGAAGAAGAGGAAUUGAUGAGUCACCUUUCAAAAAUGAUCCAGUCUCUAGCAGAUGAAUCACAGUCUGUCAAAUCACAGCUAGCUGAAGCCAAAACCACACUAAGAAUAUUUGAAAUAAAUAAAGAACGACUUAAAGGAGUAAUAACAGAUACCUUGAAUGAAAAUUCUCAACGUCAGGAAAGCGUGCGUCAGUAUUUAGAAGAAGCUAAAGUCAUGAAAGAACAAAUGAAUCAACUCAAUAAACAGAAAAUAGCAAUCGAAGUAUCCAACGUACAGGCAGAGCAACUCCUAAAGGUUAAGGAAAAUCAGAUCAAGUCUCUGAUGGAGAGCCUGCUAAGGAUGAAAGACUGGAAUUCUGUGCUUGGGGAAGAUGUAACUGAUGAUGGUAAUCUGGAUGUAGAAGUGAACAAUGACUUAGAGAAUAACGUCAAGCUGGCCUGGAAUUCACCUUGGAGUCCAGGCUGGCCUUAUACUCAUGGGAAUCCCCUUGUCUUAGCUGUGAAAUGUAAUCAGCCUAAGGGAGCUUUGAGGAAGCUAAUAUAUGCUACUGAGUUAAGUGCUUCAUUAAAAACCCUAGAAGGAGACAGAAACCAAAUUUAUACUCAGUUAUCUGAAAUAGAUGCAACAAAUGAUGAUCUUACAGAGCAUAUGCGAAGUCUCAAGUCUGAACAAGUGUCUUUGCAGUCAGGUAAUACACAACUUGAAAUCGAGAAACAGAAGCUUCAAAGGAAAAUCACAGUGAUGAGGGAGCUGUACCAAGACAAUGAAAGGAUGCUUCACAGGUGA